AUGUCGCUCUUCCGUGUGCCUGCCGGAUUCCCGCGCUGCUUGAAAUUUAGUAUUCAAAAUGCCAUAGCCACCAAACGCACCGUGGCAACAGCCGCCAAGAAGGAAUGGCUCUGCAUCCUCCCCGACAAAGCCAACGUCUUAGACAUACGGAAGAAGGUUAGACAAGGCCAUUAUGACGGGAUCCCGGCCCUGGUCCAGUCAGGGAGAAUGUUGGCAGGCGGUGCCAUGCUAGACUCGCAUCCCGAACAGGCGAAAGAGGUGCCCUUUCGCGGAAGUAUGAUCAUAUACACUGGUGAAACGUUAGAAGAAAUCCGUGGGCUUAUCAAAGAGGAUGUCUACGCGAAGAGCGGGGUUUGGGAUAUAGACAAUGCGCAGAUAAUCCCGUAUGUUUCGGCAGUGCGCGAGCCAUUGGUGAAGGGUUAG
Aspergillus puulaauensis is the source of this 423-nucleotide messenger RNA. Its product is annotated as YciI family protein. The coding region runs from base 1 to 423 and encodes 140 amino acids. Lineage: Eukaryota; Fungi; Ascomycota; Eurotiomycetes; Eurotiales; Aspergillaceae. The record is from RefSeq and is a predicted model, not a curated record. The transcript is spliced from 4 exons.